This is a messenger RNA of Trematosphaeria pertusa, 1425 nucleotides long. RefSeq lists its product as uncharacterized. The coding region runs from base 1 to 1425 and encodes 474 amino acids. The transcript has 4 exons. Lineage: Eukaryota; Fungi; Ascomycota; Dothideomycetes; Pleosporales; Trematosphaeriaceae. The record is from RefSeq and is a predicted model, not a curated record.
AUGGGUCGCGAUACACCUUCCACAACCACGGCUUUCAACAAGCUUCCAAUUGAGCUCAACAAAGCGAUAGCUCACUAUCUCGAGACGGAUAAAGACAUCUCCAACUACAGUCAGUUGUGCAGGGCCACGAGUCAUGCUGUCGACGGCGACAACCUCUCGUUCUGGCGCACCAAGUUCCGCGAGAAGUACGCCUGCAAGGCUGGCGUACCGAACAAGGACCUCAAGCAGAAGUACACAUUGCGUUCGAAGUGGCUGUACCGCGGGACGGGCGUCAAAUUCGUUCGCGGCCACGGGAAGGACGAGCGCCAGGUCGUCGAAAUCCUGGCGGAGAUGAUCAAUGAGACCUUCCAAGGCCCGGCCCAGCUCGACGAAGAAGGUCACCCACGCUGCCCGAACCAAGUCCAGCUUCUGAAGUUCAUCAUGGACUCACGAAUCCUGCUUGACAAAAGCCGUCCACCGCCGCCCAAGAAGGGCCAGCCUACCUAUGUCGACCAGCGCCUAGCUGCCGUGAAGCUGAUGUGCGCUCACUUUUUGUUUGAUCUAGAGGGACUGAACCAGUACGUUUUCGCCGUCGAAGAGUCCCAGCAAGCCGUCUACGCGCCCACGAACGAGGCUCCGAUCUACACGGGGCCCAGUAAGACCGAUGUGAAUCUGGAGUGGGUUCUGCAUUGCCUGAACUUUUUCCGCCACCACAUGACGAACAAACACGCCUCUCAGCUCUGCGACAAGAUGCGCGAUUUGCCAGCAUCGCAGAAGCCAUCCGUUUGGCGUGGCCCUCUCAAGAACGGUUCCCAUCCGCUAGGCAAGUACUGGAAAGGUACAUAUGCGUACCUUGAGAAUCCGGAUCUCCAGAAGUUUCGCAGGAUGUCGGAAGACAAGAAGAAGGCCCUCAGAACCGAGGAUAUCUACUUCGCCGACAUGAACGUUGAGGAGGGCCAAAUUCAGUCACUCCAGAUUGAUUCCAUCAAGGAGGGCGGAAUGAAAUGGCCGCAGAUCUUCGAGGACCGCCUUCAGUCCCUCCGUAAGAUCUCCAACGAGGAUCACCCCACCCGCACGCGUGCGCAGCAUAAGGUAGACUACUCAAAGGACAUCCAGCUCACAGGAUGGGGCCAUGACUACGACGACGAUUUCUACUCCUUGGGCUGGCUGAACCCUCUACCGGAGCAAGGCGGCAUCCCAGGCUGGCAGCGCAUCACCCUCAUGAAGCACUUCUUGGACGAAUUCGAGCAGGAGAUCGAAGAGGACAACCUCUGGGCCUAUGAGGGUGUCGUAUUGCCCGGUGGCAGGAUCAUCCUUGGGCGAUGGUGGUAUGCCACUGACGAGGUUGACUUCGACAAUGACUACAACGGGCCGUUCAUCCUCUGGGCUGUGGACGAGCCUGACCUUGAAGAUGAGGAGGGGACGCAAGCCGAGGACGACGCAUGA